Messenger RNA from Aethina tumida (small hive beetle), 820 nucleotides. Its product is annotated as antifreeze protein Maxi-like. The record is from RefSeq and is a predicted model, not a curated record. Lineage: Eukaryota; Metazoa; Arthropoda; Insecta; Coleoptera; Nitidulidae. The transcript is spliced from 5 exons. The coding region runs from base 1 to 774 and encodes 257 amino acids.
AUGUUUCUCAGACAGGUAUUUUUAUCUUCAUUCGUGGUUAGUGUAACACUGUGCCACUCAGUAAGAGUGAAGAGAGGCAUCUUGGAGGGUUCCUUCGGCUUUGGAGGCUACCAAUCCAUCGAGGGACUUGGAGGGCACAACGGUUUAGGUGCAGCUCAGGUCUUUCCAUCUGCUCAAGUAGCAUUCGUCAAACCUGUAUAUGUUCAUAGAAUUUCCCCGGCGGAGAUUGCCGCCGCAAUCCAAGCCGCCAAGGAAGCUUCGUCGAGUGUCAUGGAAGCUCAGCACCGCGUUCAACAAGCCAAGGAGGAUGUCCUUCAUCAACAGCAUGUGGCUAGUCAAAAACAAGCUCAGGCUGCUUUAGCACUACAAAAAACUGAAGCUGCUGCUGCAGUCCAACAACAAGAAGCAAAGUCAGCUGCCACUGCUUUGGUCCAAGCCCAACAACGACUUGCUCAAGCCAAAGCUGAAGUGGCCGAACAACAACGGAUUGCUUCAGCUAAGGAGUCGCACGCAGCUGCUGUUAUACAAAAAAGUGCCCAUGCUGCCGCUGUAGAUAUACAAAAGACUGAUGAUAUAGCACGGAAGAUUUCACAAAUUCAGUCUUCAGGCAGUUCCGCUCUACGUCAAGCGGCGGCGUCCAAACAAGGUUCCUUGACUGCGACGUCCGCAGCCGUUGCCGCAGCUGCGGAGCACGGUACCGGAAAUUCCUAUGAAGUGUCUCCGAAUGGUCCUUGGUUCGGCAAGAAUGUUGUUCAUUUGCAGCCAUGGGGAUAGAAAAUAACUUCAUAAUGAAUAUUUUGUAAUCGUUUAUUUGUCAAUA